Molecule: messenger RNA, 896 nt
Organism: Drosophila teissieri
Lineage: Eukaryota; Metazoa; Arthropoda; Insecta; Diptera; Drosophilidae
Exons: 2
Coding region: 330-896 (188 amino acids)
Source: RefSeq, a predicted model, not a curated record
AUUUAUUUGCCGCACGCCGAGGCGUUCACAACGUUCAAAAGCUGCGCGCUCAAGCGAAAAAAAAAAACUACAGAAGCAUCGGCAAAGCAGUGCGAGAAAAACGCGAAAAGUGCAUCUAAGAUAUCCGCUGUAAAAUUUAAAUAAUCCAACCAUAAUCGUGAUAGAACGUGUGCCUACCAUUACGCAUAAAUUAGUUUCCACAAUCUAUUGAAGUAAACAUCUACGGUUGAAGGACACCUUGGCAAUAAACUGUACAAUCGGCAAAUACAAUUAAGGAAAAUCACUAAUCAACCAAGCCAACCGGCACCUGCAGUCAAAGCCAUUUAAAAAUGUCGCCGCUGCUUCCACUGGCAUCUCUAAUCAUCUUGGCCAAUUUGGUGGCAGCUCGACCCUAUUCCUAUGGUCCACGGGCAGAAGCGCCUCCCACGAGAUUGGCCAACCGGAUUGUGGUGCAGUCGCCCUCGCUGGACAACUUGUACAUGGACUACGUGGUCACAUCAAAGCCGCUGAAUCUGCGCAAGUACAACAAGAACGGCAGUAAGACGAAAAAAACGAAAAAGGAUUCGAAAAUAUAUUACAUACCCGUACCCCCACUGCCCUUCCGACACAUACCCGGCAUCGGCUUGGACUAUCAGCCGAUGAAAAUCAAUCCCAUUCUUCAAGAGUCGGAGAGCACAACAAGGAAGACCACAACGCUGCGCCCACCGACGACGACAUCUAGCCCCAAUCUGGACCAUCGGAAUCCGAGUAAAGUACUUCGAGUGCAGCACCUCAAGGAUUACUACUUCAAUGGGCGUCCACAUCGACUGCAGGUGGCCCAUGCCGAUAAGAAGUCCGGACUGACGGCCCUUAACCUGAAGUCCAACUUUUACUAUAACAAAAACAUUAUUUAUUAG